Molecule: messenger RNA, 896 nt
Organism: Chelonus insularis
Lineage: Eukaryota; Metazoa; Arthropoda; Insecta; Hymenoptera; Braconidae
Gene: BCAS2
Product: BCAS2 pre-mRNA processing factor
Exons: 3
Coding region: 84-836 (250 amino acids)
Biological process (GO): mRNA processing
Cellular component (GO): catalytic step 2 spliceosome; Prp19 complex; precatalytic spliceosome
Source: RefSeq, a predicted model, not a curated record
CAUUAUUUGUAUACAUUUGAGAACUGUUUUUAUUACAUUCAAAAUACAAAGAUCAUAUUAUUAAAAAUUGAAUUAUUAUAAAAAUGGCAGGAGAAGUUGUAGUAGAUGCUUUACCAUACAUUGACCAAGGAUACGAUGAACCAGGAGUCAGAGAAGCGGCUUUGGCUAUGGUUGAAGAAGAAACAAGACGUUAUAGGCCAACAAAAAAUUAUUUAGAGCAUUUACCUCCUUUAAAUAUCAAUGGUUUUGAAACAGAAGUUAUGAAGCAUGAAUUUGAAAGGAUGCAAAAUCGGUUACCUAUGGAUGUUUUGAGUAUGAAACGUUAUGAAUUACCUCCUCCACCUCCUGGAAAAAUGAAUGAUCUUGCUGCGUGGAAUGAAAGCGUUGAAAAUAGUUGUGCACAAUUAGAACAUCAAGCUACUCGAAUCUGUAACUUAGAAUUAAUGAUGGACUAUGGAUGUGAAGCUUGGAAAUCUUAUUUAGAAAUCAUUGCUCAAUUAGUAAAUCAAGCACAAAAACAAAUUCAGGCUCUUCGUAAACAAAUACAAGAAGUUAAUUGGCAGCGAAAGUCAAUGCAAACCCAGGGAGGAGAGAAACUUCGUGUUUUGGAAGCACAGUGGGUUGGUUUAGUAUCAAAAAAUUAUGAAAUCGAACAAGCUUGUGUACAUUUGGAAGAAGAAAUACAUCGAAUAAAGAUGUCAAAAGGUGAAUCUGUAGAAAUAAAUGAUGUACCGAGUGAAGAACAAGAACCUGAAAUUCCACCAACCAGUGCAACUGAUACUAUGGCGAUGGAACUUGAUAGACACGAAGAAAAUCCUGAACAAGUUAAUGAAUAAUUAUUUAUAAUAUUGUAUUACGAAUUAGAAAUUAAAAUUACCACUGAUUAGCAACAAAAA